Molecule: messenger RNA, 1047 nt
Organism: Mugil cephalus (flathead mullet)
Lineage: Eukaryota; Metazoa; Chordata; Actinopteri; Mugiliformes; Mugilidae
Product: myelin-oligodendrocyte glycoprotein-like
Exons: 5
Coding region: 95-787 (230 amino acids)
Source: RefSeq, a predicted model, not a curated record
AGAGAGAGAGAGAGAGAGAGAGGUGGGUGCGUCAUAGUGUAUAUAUAUCCAUGUCAGUGAGUGAGCUCUGACUAAUCCACGCUUUCUUGUUGACAUGGAAAUUCAAGAUUUCUGCCCGAGAGUUUCUCUCCCAUUGAGUUGGAUUCUCAACAUUUUACAAAUUUUCUCCUUCACUGCUGUGAAAGGUCAGUUUGAAGUGAUUGGAUCAUUUCAGCCAAUUGUUGCUGUUCCAGGGGAUGAUGUCAUCUUGCCAUGUCACGUGCAACCGAAGUUUAAUGUAAGGGGUCUGACAGUGGAGUGGUCGAAGCCUGAUCUCCAGCCUGAUCCCAACGACAGACUGAGCAGAGUUGAAUACGUCCAUCUGUACCGGCACUCCAGAGAAGACCUGAGCAUGAAGAUCUCAUCAUACAUGAGGAGAACGCAGUUAUUCACAGACGGCCUGGCACAAGGCAACAUAUCGCUGAAGAUUACUAAUGUGACACUUGAAGAUGCAGGAAGAUACAGAUGUUUCAUCCCAAAGUUAAAGGGGAGACCACGGUCUUCAAUUCUUCAGCUAUUUGUUUACCCAAAAUCUGCUGAAACUGGGACAACAGCAACACCAGAGCAUCCAGGAGAUUUCACAUCUUAUCCAGAGGAAGCGGUGGAUGAUAAAGGGGGUUUGAUCCAUCGGAGCAGACUCAUCCCACUCAUAAUAUUGUGUGUCUUCCUGAUCCUCAGUGUUGGAGUUGGAGGGUACACCAAGUCAAAAUGUCAAAAAAAGAAUCUGGCGAAAGGACCGAUAAUCUAGGUCCCCUUCUCAAAGGAACAUUGGUAGAAGUUCUUAAAAGAGAGAAGAGUGCUACUGCCCUCCUGAAAAUUAGUUUGAGGUUUAAAGGCUGCAGCCCUGAGCCAGAGGUGGAUACUGAAGACAGUGGCUCAGAUGAUUGGUCAGGUCAACUGAAGUAGAUCCCUUCAGUUAAAGUCUGCACAUCAUGUAAUUGGUAUAUUGAUUGAACAGCUGAGUAUGGAAACAACAGAGUCAAGUCUAGUCUUUGAGCAGGGUGUCUG